This is a messenger RNA of Ceratina calcarata, 1377 nucleotides long. RefSeq names its product Single-strand-selective monofunctional uracil-DNA glycosylase (gene Smug). The record is from RefSeq and is a predicted model, not a curated record. Lineage: Eukaryota; Metazoa; Arthropoda; Insecta; Hymenoptera; Apidae. The transcript is spliced from 3 exons. Bases 397 to 1275 code for a protein of 292 amino acids. Gene Ontology annotation, molecular function: oxidized pyrimidine nucleobase lesion DNA N-glycosylase activity; single-strand selective uracil DNA N-glycosylase activity. Gene Ontology annotation, biological process: base-excision repair.
ACUACACCAGUACACCUCACUAGAGGGUGUUUUGAGCAACACAAAAAAAUUGAUUGGCUCUAACCACGUGCAUUUGAAAGUAAAAAUCGUGAUCAAUUAUUUACUAUUUUACAUACAACCCGGUGUACACAUACGUAUGUAAUAUACACAUCGACAGAGAACAGGGACAGAUUAACUACAAUUUAAUCAUGUAAAAGGCAAGUAGUUGUUUAUUCCUGGUAUUGUUUGCGCCUGAUGACAGAGUCAAAGUUAAGGGUCAUUUCUUUCGGGAACAUCACACGAAGCGUUCGAACUUUGGAUAAUAUAUCAUUUUAUCAUAUCUUAUCAUAAUAGUGUUGUUAAGAUUGAACGAGUAAUCGUUAGGCAUAUUAAGGAAGAUUCCUUGAACAAGAUAUAAUGUCUAAGAAUUCAAGAAAAAGACGUGACCCUGACGAUGGUAGCGAUUCAAUAGAAGUUAAACCUAAAAGAAUGAGAUACUCGAGCGAAGAAAAUAUAGACAAGGAAAAUGGUAACGUUAGUGGAAGUGAUACAGAACUUGAAAGUAUCUCUGAGCAGUUGUUAUCAUUGGAACGUAAAUUGGCCGAUGAACUAGGGAAAAUUACGUUCCGUUUACCAAUAGAGUACAUUUAUAGUCCGCUGGAAUAUGCAUUUAACAUUCAUAGUAUGUAUGUGCGAAAGUAUUGCAAUACCCAGAAAAAGAUAUUGUUCCUUGGAAUGAACCCUGGCCCUUGGGGCAUGUCUCAAACCGGUGUACCGUUUGGAGAGAUAAAAAUGGUCCGUGACUGGUUACAAAUCAGUGGGCCUGUUGGAAAGCCUUCCAAAGAACAGCCAGCCAGGAAAGUAACUGGGUUUGAAUGUACUCGAAGCGAAAUCAGUGGUAAAAGAUUGUGGGGUCUUUUUCAAGAAUUAUGCGGAACACCAGAAAAGUUCUUUGAACAUUCAUACAUACAUAAUUAUUGUCCUAUUGCAUUGAUGGAUAAGAAAGGACGUAAUAUUACACCAGCAGAAAUAAAGGGAUCGGAGAUACAGAUAUUACAUUCUGCUUGUGACAAGGCCUUAGCAGAUACAAUUAAGAUCCUGAAAGCAGAAAUCGUAAUUGGCAUUGGUGGAUAUGCAGAGAAACGAGCACAAUUUGUAGUUAAUUCUCAUAAACUAUCUGCUAAGGUUUUAUGCUUGCCACAUCCAAGUCCACGUGCUGCAAAUAAUAAAAACUGGAGUGAUAAAGCAACAAAAAAGCUGAGUGAACUUGGAUUACUUGAAUACUUCAAAGAAUAAUAUACCUUAUCUUUAAAGAAGAAUACAUUCAUAAUCGCCAGUACAAAUUUCUUUUUACUAUUACUGUUUUGUUUUUUCUGAGUGCUUAUUUUUUUGUGUUUU